CAUGAUUUGGGAUAUGGUACCUGUUGAAAUUUCUUGGCAGUUUUAUCCAAGAAUCUGACCACAGAAAGAUUUACACGCUUGGAUUCAUAUUCAUGAAGUAACAAUGGAUAUCGGGGAUUAUACUGGUAGAUUUGAGGAACUGGAGUGUUAACGUCACAGAAUGAAAUGGAGAAUGAGCAUGUAUCUCCGUUAUAUGAUUAUGCGGCUGGUGCUAUAGCAGGUUCCGUAGGUGUGGUUGUGGGACAUCCCUUUGAUACGGUCAAGGUUCAACUCCAAAUACGACAAGCAAGCUUGGAGACAGUAUCCUUAAGAGAAUGUUACAGUGCAGUAAAGAGCCAAAAUUUGGCCAAGGGAUUUUUCCGAGGAUUGUCAUGGCCAAUGCUGUCCUAUGGAAUCAUCAACUCUGUGUUCUUUGGUGUGUAUGGGAGUACAAUGAAGCUACUGAAUGCAGACAUAUCAGGAAAGACUCCCCCAGAUUACGCUAAAAUCUGCCUGGCAGGGAGUCUGGGGGGCCUCUGUCAGCUGAUUCCUGCAGUCCCCAUAGACGUGAUCAAGGUUGUCCUACAGUCCCAGAUACCUCACGGAACCUCUGGUUCUCCGGGAAAGUACUAUCAAGGCCCAAUAGAGGGAACACGAGACAUCCUCCGCAGCAGGGGAUUCUUAGGAAUGUACCGUGGGCUUCCAACCCAGGCGUUACGAGAUAUUCCUGCCUCUGUCACAUACUUCCUUGUGUAUGAAUUCCUAAUUUACCAUGGAGUCAAGUCAUUCCCCGCCAUCUCCUCUACGCUACAGAGUUUUGUCUACGGUGGAGUAGCAGGUGUCGUGAGUUGGGCUUUGAUUAUGCCAUUUGAUGUCAUGAAGAGUCGUAUUCAGGCGGACAGUGACAGGAAGUUAUACUCUGGCUUCCUAGAUUGUGUUGUCAAGAGUUACAAGUCCAAUGGAAUAAAGAUAUUUUUCCGAGGACUCUCAAUGACCAGUUUAAGGGCAUUCCCGGUUAAUGGAAUGACUCUAAUGACACACAUAGAACUUAUGAAAUUAUUUGGGGAGAAAAAACAUCAGCAAUGAUUAUCAUUUGCAGGCACAUUUGAUGGAAUUUAUGUACAGCUAAUUUACCAAGUAGGAAUGUGUUGAAAUAGUUUUAGAUUUUUAAAAAAUGUAUAUAUUUUUUACUUAAAUUUGUGUAUACCCAAUAUUACCGCUAUAUAAUAUUUUCAUUUAUCAUCCAUUACAUAUAAAGGGAUGUACUGAAUGGCAUUUUUAAUCUAUAUUUAUGACCCCAUAAACGAAGUUUAACAAGGUGUUUAUAGGAAUCAAAUGACUUGUCGUAUAAGUGUCCCUUUCUUGUCAGGGCAGCCCAUAACUUUGUAAUGGAGAAAAAUUGGUAGCUCCUACCAGCAGGCAGCUUAUCAUUACCUGAUUUCUUUAUAUUUAAGGAUAUAUUCUGCUCAAAUAAAUUAAAGUUUUCAUUUAUGACAUUUAAAUUUGAUGUACCGGUAAUCAUUAUUUGAAACAAAAUCUUUUAAAAUAUGUAAGUGUUAGUGAUACAUGUACUAUGUUGGGAAAUAAGUCUUCUUGGGAUUUUUUAUAGAUGCAAAAAAAAAUUUAAUUCUCGAGAAACAUAUGACCUAGAUUUAAAUUUUUUUUUUAGCUUUGUGAGAAAACCAUCAAAUUACAAAUAAUUCAAAUAUGAAUAGAAAGUAGGGGGUUAGUGGGCAGAAAAUAAUAUGUUUAUUUUGAGGGAUGAAAUGAGAAGACAUCCUUAACUCUUACCUGAUAUCUUUAAGCAAUAAGAUAAUUUCAGCCAUUGAUUACUACCAGGUAAGUGUAUAGUUCUAAAGAUUAAUUAAUUCAACAAGUACCAAUAAUUUUUCUCCGUCUUGUCCGUUUGACUGAAUGUCUACCGAAAAUGACUCUUAGUUUCUUGCUAGUCAAUGCAUUAUCAUGUCAUGAAUUGCUAUAUUCCUAUAUCCUGAAAUUUCUUCAAAAAUGUUCAAAAGUUAAAGCUCACAGUUUUUCAAGAUUUUGUAUAGAGCACAACCCCUAAUCCAAAAUGUUCAAUUACAAUUAUAUAAUGUUGAACUGUUUCUGAAAAUUAUAAAAUGUGCUCUUUUUGGGUUGAGGGGUGUACUCGUAUUUUAAUUAAUUCUUUGCUAAAUGUACUCAAAAUAUACAUUUCUGCAAAGUCCAAGAACAAUGCAACUUUACAAAGCCUGUUUUCAAAUACCUGGAUGAAACUUUGUUGCCAGAAUAGCUGGAAAAUCAAAGUAGUAAGUCUCUAUUUUAUAUUGAUGUUUGAAAUGGGACAAACGGUGUUAGUCAGUAAACUCAUAUAUUAAUAAAAAAUAUAUAUUAGUAAAAAAAAAAUACA
Saccostrea echinata is the source of this 2368-nucleotide messenger RNA. Its product is annotated as solute carrier family 25 member 45-like. The record is from RefSeq and is a predicted model, not a curated record. Gene Ontology annotation, cellular component: mitochondrion. Gene Ontology annotation, biological process: transmembrane transport. NCBI's taxonomy places the organism in Eukaryota, Metazoa, Mollusca, Bivalvia, Ostreida, Ostreidae. The transcript is spliced from 7 exons. Gene Ontology annotation, molecular function: transmembrane transporter activity. Bases 166 to 1065 code for a protein of 299 amino acids.